This is a messenger RNA of Closterium sp. Yama58-4, 2025 nucleotides long. NCBI's taxonomy places the organism in Eukaryota, Viridiplantae, Streptophyta, Zygnematophyceae, Desmidiales, Closteriaceae. The record is from the annotation of a GenBank genome assembly.
AUGGGUCUUCCGCACGACGCUCCGCGCGGGGGCCCGGACAACGCGCGCAACACCUUCCGCGGAGUGCGCCAGCGCAAGUGGGGCUCCUGGGUGGCGGAGAUCACUCACCCGCGCCUCAGAACGCGCGUCUGGCUCGGAUCCUUCCGCACGGCGGAAGCUGCUGCACGGGCGUACGAUUCCGCUGCUCUCAAGCUCCUCGGCCCUUCCGCUGCUCUCAACUUCCCGCAACCUCAGGCGCCCCCAGCCGGCAACGUUGCUGGGAGUGAGGCGGCGGCGAUCAGCCGCCAGACUUCCCCCGUGCUGUCCCCGCCAACCAAUCAAAGCACAGCGGCAGGCGCAGUAGCGUCGCCUGCACCUGAUGUGGUAACCAGCUUGACUUCCCUUCCCUUCGCGGCUCCCACCCAGGCACCCGUCAGUCUUCCAGCCAAACCUGCAGUCGUCCCCUGCAUGGGCUUCCCUGCUCUGACUGCGGUGGAGAGCGGUUCCAGAACCUCCGUGCCCCUUUCGGCUGCACGCCCCUUCAGUUCCGCAGCUGACCCUGCACUUGGCACCUGCUUGGGCUUCCCUCCUCUGACUGCGGUGGAGUGCGGUUCCAGAACUCCUGCUGCUAAUACCACCACUACCAGCACCUGCGGUGGUGUCUCUGCUGGGCACAUGAGAGCACAGAUGCUGCAGCGGCUGCUGCCGCCGUCUCAAGACAGCAUGAGGGCACACAGGACUGAUCAGACUCUCGGCUUCACUCCCAAUGCAUUUUCACGAGGCAGCGCGAGGGCACAGACGCUCGAUCAUGCUUCAGCCAGCGCAGUCGGCGCCAUCACUGUCGUUGAUGCUUGCCCCAUUGCUGCUGCUGGAGAGGGGUUGCCAUCCCCGCCGGGCCAUCUGCCAAGCCUGACGAGACAUGUGCCGUCCCUGCCGAGCCAUGUGCCGUCCCUGCCGAGCCAUGUGCCGUCCCUGCCGAGCCAUGUGCCGUCCCUGCCGAGCCAUGUGCCGUCCUUGCCGAGCCAUGUGCCGUCCCUGCCGAGCCAUGUGCCGUCCCUGCCGAGCCAUGUGCCGUCCCUGCCGAGCCAAGUGCCUACCCUGCCGGGCCAAGUGUCGGCGUGUGUUGCUGCGCUGGCUGCUCUAGAACCACUCGCUCCUCAGAACCGCAAUGCAAGCAUUCAUUCUGGCCUCAAUGGUGCCUGCACUCCUCCUCCUGCCGCCGCCGGUGCCAGAGCCAGCGCUGCUACAAGAAAGAGGUCAUGGGAGCAGGCGGCCAUGCCCAUACAGUCACACCAGUCACUCGUGUCACACCAGUCAGCUCCUACAGUCACACCAUUGGACGGGCAGCUGGCGGCUUUGCUGCGGGAGAUGGAGGCGGAGGAGGAGAGACGGGCGAUGGAGGCUCCGUGGGUUGAGCAGUCAAAGCAGGUCGAGACGCUGUUGCUGAAGCUUGAAGAGCAGGAGAGAAAGGGAAGGAAAUUUUCGAGCGGUGAGCAAGCAGGGCAGGUUGGGCCAUUGCUGCCUGGAUUCAACAGCCCUCAGCAGGUGCAGCAUGAACUGCAGGCAGCGAUGCAGCUGGGGGUGCCUUUGCCUCAAAUUCAACCAGCACAGCAAGUUCAUGUGCCAGCUCAGCAGCACCCACCACAGCAUGUCCGUGUGCCAGCUCAGCAGCCACCCACACAUUCCACGCUGGACUCUCUGCUGCAGCAGCUGGAGGCGACACAGCAGUAUGAGAUGAUGCUGCUGGCCCAGGCAAUGGAAGCGCAGAGGAGAGAGGAAGAGAGGUGCUCUGCUCUUCAGCCUCUGGUUUCGCCCGCGCUGCCCCAAUCUCAGCCAGCUAUGCAGCUCUCCUACGCAUCACCACUUGCACCUCCUCAUCAGCAGUCCAUGAAUUCAGCAGUGUUGCUCAAGAAUACAGUUUCUUUGGAGCCCCACACUCCUACCAACUCGCAGUUUCUGUCAUUUAGAAAUACAGGUUCACAUAGCCCAAGUAUAACAGACUCCGAGCUUGAUUUUCUGAAUGACAUAAUGAGUGCAUGGGAUUGA